GAUCAUGUGAGAGACAUCCAUUUUUUGACACUAGCUGACAGAUAUUGGUCGAUAAUUCCCGUAUAUUUGUUCGUAAAUCCUAAAUAAACGAGCAAAAUGGGUUUCACAAUCUGCGGCCCUAAACUGUCCCUAUGUGGGCUUGUACUGAGUGUGUGGGGGAUCAUCCAGUUGACUCUGAUGGGCGUUUUCUAUUAUAUCGGAGCAGUAGCCUUGUUGGAAGAUCUUCCCGUUGAAGAGGGAGCUCAUAGUAGCAUUGAUCAUUUCAUGGCAGAAGUGGAAAAUGGAUAUAAUCAGAACGCCUUCAACUGUUGGAUUGCUGCUCUGCUCUAUGUAAUCACGCUGGUAAUCUCUGGACACCAGUUCUGGAUGAACAACCGUUCCUCAGUUAGCAUGUAAAUACAAUAUUGGUGUGAAAGUGUUAUCGCUGAUGUUUCUAUAGUUCACAUUGGUGGGCACAUUUAACUCUAAUUGUGAAUUCUAGAGACACAGCCAUAUGUUGCAAAACUGGUCUUAGCAACUCCAUUCCAUUAAUAAUUUAUUGAAUGAGCAUUUGAAUCUUGUGAACAUAGUCAGAGGUGUAGAAAAGAACUCAUUAUGAAAUGUUUUACAAUAAAUAAACACCCUUGAUGUCAGAGCAUUAUACUUACCACCAAAUUAU
Messenger RNA from Cydia amplana, 658 nucleotides. Its product is annotated as ribonuclease kappa-like. The record is from RefSeq and is a predicted model, not a curated record. Gene Ontology annotation, molecular function: RNA endonuclease activity. NCBI's taxonomy places the organism in Eukaryota, Metazoa, Arthropoda, Insecta, Lepidoptera, Tortricidae. Bases 97 to 396 code for a protein of 99 amino acids. The transcript has 3 exons. Gene Ontology annotation, biological process: nucleic acid metabolic process.